This is a messenger RNA of Exaiptasia diaphana, 429 nucleotides long. Its product is annotated as tetratricopeptide repeat protein 19, mitochondrial-like. Gene Ontology annotation, molecular function: protein binding. The transcript has a single exon. The record is from RefSeq and is a predicted model, not a curated record. The annotation marks the transcript as partial. Lineage: Eukaryota; Metazoa; Cnidaria; Anthozoa; Actiniaria; Aiptasiidae.
GUAGCCGUGGCCGCCAGCAAUCUCGGACGCACCUUGACCGACCUCGGACGCUUUGACGAAGCGGAGGUCGUGCUGCGUCAAGCGCUGGAGAUUCGCCGGGAGGUCUAUGGUUCCAUGCACCCACGGGUAGCAGUGGUGAUCAGCCGACUGGCGACGGUGGAGAGACUACGCGGCCGGCCGGAGCAAGCCCUACCGCUCUAUCAGCAGGCUCACGACAUCCGACGUCGGGUCUUUGACCCAGGGCAUCCCGAGAUCGGCAAUUCCUUGAGGCAGUUAGCCGGUUGUCUAAUCGACUUGGGUCGGUUGGAUCAAGCUGCCGAGGUGUUGGAAGAGGCUAUCGACAUCCUCGACGCUGCCGGUCGCGGACCGGAUGCGGAGAAGGCUCGCAGCAUGCUCCGUGGAUUGGAUCGAUCCCGGUUAUUGGGCUGA